Messenger RNA from Brassica rapa (field mustard), 1367 nucleotides. RefSeq names its product zinc finger protein CONSTANS-LIKE 4. The record is from RefSeq and is a predicted model, not a curated record. Gene Ontology annotation, biological process: regulation of flower development. Gene Ontology annotation, cellular component: nucleus. NCBI's taxonomy places the organism in Eukaryota, Viridiplantae, Streptophyta, Magnoliopsida, Brassicales, Brassicaceae. Gene Ontology annotation, molecular function: zinc ion binding; DNA-binding transcription factor activity; protein binding.
AUCACCAACCACAAAGACAGAGUGACAAAUAGAGAGAGAGAGAUCAGAGAAAAGAGAGAAGUAGAGAGAGAGAGAAAUGGCGUCUAAGCUCUGCGACUCAUGCAAAUCGGCAACGGCGGCGUUGUACUGCCGUCCAGACGCGGCGUUUCUAUGCCUCAGCUGCGACUCGAAGGUCCACGCGGCGAACAAGCUCGCGUCGAGACACGCGCGCGUGUGGAUGUGCGAAGUGUGCGAGCAGGCGCCAGCUCACGUCACGUGCAAGGCCGACGCGGCUGCUCUCUGCGUCACGUGCGACCGAGACAUCCACUCCGCCAACCCCCUGGCUCGCCGCCACGAGCGCGUCCCCGUCACGCCUUUCUACGACUCCGUCUCCGACUCCGACGGCUCCGCCAAGCACGCCGCCGUGAAUUUUCUCGACGACUGCUACUUCUCCGAUCUAGACGGGAACGCCAGCCGCGAGGAGGAGGACGAGGCCGCCUCGUGGCUGCUUCCGAAUCCGAAGACGACGACGGCGGUGGCUACGGCGGCUGAGGCGGUGCCGGGAGAUAGCCCGGAGAUGAACACGGGUCAGCAGUACCUGUUCCCGGAUCUGGAUCUAGAUUACGGGACGGUUGAUCCGAAGGUGGAGACGCAGGAGCAGAACAGCUCCGGCACCGACGGCGUGGUUCCGGUGGAGAAUCGAACGGUUAAGGUCGCGACGGUGAACGAGAACUGCUACGAGCUUGACUUCACCGGAGGAUCCAAAGGCUUCACUUACGGUUACAACUCAAUCAGCCACAGCCAGGUGUCGUCAUCCUCAUUGGAAGUGGGAGUGGUGCCAGAUGGUGGCUCAGUAGCUGACGUUUCAUACCCUUACGGUGGUGCUGCAACCAGUGUAACCGAUCCGGGAACUCAGAGGGCAGUGCCGCUAACGGCAGCGGAGAGAGAGGCGAGAGUAAUGAGGUACAGAGAGAAGAGGAAGAACAGGAAGUUCGAGAAGACAAUAAGGUAUGCUUCGAGGAAAGCGUACGCGGAGAUGAGACCGAGGAUCAAGGGAAGGUUUGCGAAGCGGACGGAUACGAAUGAUAGCAACGACGUGGUUGUUGGUCAUGGCGGUAUCUUUAGCGGGUUUGGUCUUGUGCCUACAUUUUAGAGAUUGCUGAGAGAGAGAGAGAGAGAGAGAUACUCUUUUAAGAUGUGGGUUUUGUUUGGUGUCGUUUUAGUAAUAAUGUUUUAACAAACUUUUUUCUUUUAAGAGUUGUUUUGUUUAUGUUGAUGUUGGUAUGGUGGAGGGAGGGAGGGAGUAGAAGAGAAUGGGUGGUAUGGUGUUAUAUGUAACUUAUGUCUUGUAUAUAUGAUAAUGUGAUUUUGAACAUGUUUUUUUCGUC